CAAUCUCCUCCAUCUCGCUCCCCUCAAAAAAAAAAAAAUCUCCUCCAUCUCGCCGCGAUCUCCACCGAAUCCCGACACCGGCGAUGGCCGCCGCCCUCCGCUCCUCUUCCGCCGCCGCCGUGCGCCGCGUUCUCCGCAUAUCCCAGGCCGCCUUGACCACGCUCCCCUCCCCUUCACGUCCUGCCGCGGUGGUGCCGUUCUCGCGCUCGAUCGCCGCCAUCUCAGGUGGCAACAAUGCUUUCUCGUGCAACUUCAGGCGCUUGCUCAGUUCAAAUGAAAAGCAUCUGCCCGCGAUGUCUGACCCAGAAAUUGAAUCUGCUUUCAAGGAUUUGAUGGCUGCUAGCUGGAGUGAACUUCCACAGUCUCUUGUAGAGGAAGCAAAGAAAGCCGUAUCAAAAGCUACCGAUGAUGCAGCUGGUCAAGAGGCUUUGAAAAAUGUAUUUCGUGCAGCUGAGGCAUGUGAAGAAUUUGGUGGAGUUUUAAUUACCCUGAGAAUGGCUCUUGAUGACCUUUGCGGUCUAACUGGUGAGAACGUGGGCCCCUUGCCUGGUUAUGUAGAAGAUGCUGUGAAAUCCACGUAUAGUCGAUACAUGACAUAUCUGGAAUCUUUUGGCCCCGAUGAACAUUACCUACGAAAGAAGGUGGAGAGUGAGUUGGGGACAAAAAUGAUUCACCUUAAAAUGAGAUGCAGUGGCAUAGGGUCAGAGUGGGGAAAGAUCACCCUGAUUGGUACCUCAGGGAUCUCUGGGUCCUAUGUCGAGCUAAGGGCAUGAAGGAAGGUUGCAAAUGAGAACCAUGGCAGAACAUCGAUGAACUGAAGCAAAACCACAUAUCAGAACCAGGUGUUCCAUAUUCUUUUCAUUUCCUGUGUAGCUAGCGUGCAAAUAACAACUAAAUCAUCAAACAUCGGUGCAAACUUGAAGCAACUCUUUGUGUUCCAGUCUGCUGUAAUAAUAACAUAACGUGUCUCAGCUGGUUCGUGUCGGUUUUGUCUUGCUCCUCUGUGCUUUAAUAGCUUUAUGCUGCCCUAGUCUGGCGUGCGUGAAAUCUGUUGCUGCUGGCAUCUCUCAACACCUCAGAGAUUGUUUAGUUUUGCCCUAUGUUUUGUAUCCCUUCUUUUACA
Molecule: messenger RNA, 1123 nt
Organism: Brachypodium distachyon (stiff brome)
Lineage: Eukaryota; Viridiplantae; Streptophyta; Magnoliopsida; Poales; Poaceae
Product: succinate dehydrogenase subunit 5, mitochondrial
Exons: 4
Coding region: 84-773 (229 amino acids)
Biological process (GO): tricarboxylic acid cycle
Cellular component (GO): respiratory chain complex II (succinate dehydrogenase)
Source: RefSeq, a predicted model, not a curated record